Mytilus californianus (California mussel) is the source of this 2159-nucleotide messenger RNA. RefSeq names its product nucleobindin-2-like. The coding region runs from base 72 to 1811 and encodes 579 amino acids. Gene Ontology annotation, molecular function: calcium ion binding. The transcript is spliced from 13 exons. Lineage: Eukaryota; Metazoa; Mollusca; Bivalvia; Mytilida; Mytilidae. The record is from RefSeq and is a predicted model, not a curated record. Gene Ontology annotation, cellular component: extracellular exosome; endoplasmic reticulum-Golgi intermediate compartment.
AAUUAUGUCGAUUUCCGGUUGGACAUAAACAUUUGUUGUGUCGUUGGAACUGCACGCACAAUUUGAUUAAAAUGGAGAAACUUUUAGGAUUACUAAUAAUUUGUAUAUCAUUAUAUGGUAUUGUCUGUCCGCCCGUCAAACCUGAUGCAAAGCCAGAAGAAGGGGGCUCAGACACACAAGAUGAGCUUCCAGUAUUAGAAACUGACACCGAGGACACUGGGCUAGAAUAUGACCGUUACCUUAAGGAGGUAGUGAUGGCGCUGGAAGAAGAUCCAGACUUUAGAAAGAAAUUAGAAGAAACAAAUGCAACAGAUAUCAAGAAUGGUAAAAUAUCAAUGCAUCUAGAAAUGGUAGCUCACAACAUUAGAGAAAGAUUGGAUGAAAUUAAAAGACGUGAAGUCGACAGAUUAAGAAUUUUAGCACGAGAAAAAAUGAAAACUAUGAAUGGUAUGGAUGUCUUUCAUUACAUAUCGAUUCAUGGAGGUAUACAGAAAAUUGAUGAGAGAAUAUUGCACCAUUUGGAUGUUAAAAAUCCACACAGUUUUGAGGCAAAAGAUUUGGAAAAGCUUAUAGUAAAGGCUACAACAGAUUUGGAUGAAUUAGAUAAAAAACGAAAAGAAGAGUUCAAGGAAUAUGAAAUGCAAAAGGAACACGAAAGACAAGAUUAUUUGAAAACUUUACCAGAGGAAGAAAAGAAAAAAGCGGAAGAAAAACAUGUAGAAAUGGAGAAAAAGCAUCAAGACCAUCCUAAGCUUCAUCACCCUGGAAGUAAAGACCAACUAGAGGAAGUAUGGGAGAAAAAAGAUCAUUUAGACCCAAAUGACUUUGAACCCAAAACAUUCUUCAAGAUGCACGAUAUAAAUGGAGAUGGAUUCUUAGAUGAGGAAGAAGUUGAAGCAUUAUUUCAGAAAGAGCUUGAUCAAGUAUAUGAUCCAAAUGCACCAGAAGAUGACAUGAACGAGAGAUACGAGGAGAUGAACCGUAUGAGGGAACAUGUUAUGAACGAGUUGGACAAAGACAAGGAUAAGUUGGUCAGUAAGGAGGAGUUCUUGCAAUACACAGCAAGCAAUGACUUUAACAAGGAUGAACCUUGGGAUACUAUUGAUCAGAAUAAAGAGUAUACAGAUGAGGAAUAUAAAGAAUAUGAGAGAAUGCUGAUGGAAGAAGAAAUGAAAAGACGACAACAAGGAUCAUUUGAUUCUCAUGCUCAACCAGGAAUGGUUAUGCAACCACCACAUGAUCAGAAUGUAGAUCACAUGCAAAUGCAGCAACAACAUCAUCAACAACAACAGCAACAACAACAUCAUCAACAACAACAGCAACAACAGGUACAUCCAAACCCUGAUGCUGCUCUUCACUUCCAACAACAGGCUCAAAUGAACCAACAGCAGAUGCACAACCAACAACAAGCUCAAAUGAACCAACAGCAGAUGCACAACCAACAACAGAUGGCAGCACAGCAACAUCAACAGCAGAUGGCAGCACAGCAGCAUCAGGAGCAAAUGGCAGCACAGCAUCACCAGCAGCAAAUGGCAGCCCAGCAACAAGCACAAAUGGGUGGUCAACAACAAGGUGGGCAACAAUCUAACCAAUACCAACAAGGGAUGCCAACUCAGCAACAAGGUGUACCAGUCCACCAACAGGGAGUACCAGUACAGCAACAGCAACAACAUGUGCCAGUUCAACAACAACAACAACAACAUGUUCCAGUACAAAAUGUUCAACCAUUAGUCGGGCAUGAUCAGCCUGGAACAGUACCUGUACAUCAAGGUCAAGGACAACACCAAGGUCAACAACCUGGAGGACAUUAAUUAAAAUACCAAUUACAAAAGAAGUGCUCAACGGGGAAAUGGGUUUUUAAAUCUUUGAUGUGUUCAUUGCUAAACAUCUUUUGAUUUUAAGUUGAAUACUGUAACUUUAUAAAUUGAUAUUUGUAUUGUUAGUACAAAUGAAUGUUGACUGACAGAAUUGCAAGACUUGACAAAUUUGAUUUAAAUAUUUUUUGUAAAAGAAAAAUUCAAAGAAAAAUUUGAGAUAAUUCUAAGGUGCUUGUCAUUUCAUAUUUUUUGUAUAUUCAUGAAAACAUGCAAUGAUUUUAAAAUUUACAGUGCUUCAAUACUAGUAGACAUAAUGAAGAUGGAACAGCCAUUUUUAUCUAA